CAAACACACACACGCAUCCACACGCACGCACACUCGAAUCCACCGCCUCCUUCUGCCUGAUCGAGAGGGAAGGAGGUGAUGAGCCAGCAGCGACGCAGAGGAGCGACCCGGGGGGAGAUCGCAGUGUCUUCACGCAGCGAGGAGGCGUCGCACGGGGCGCGGACGAGCAGGGGACGCAUCGCGGGGGGAGAGGGAUAGAGAAGACCGAGGAAGAAGGAGGAGGAGGAGGAGGAGGAGGCGACAGCGGCUCGUAAACACGACAGACAAACGGCGAAUAGGACGGAAGACAGCGGCGAUCGCCACCACCCCCCUCCACCCCCCCUACACACACACACACAGACACACACACACAGCGCCAGCCCCGUGUCCCUCCUCAUCUCUCCAUCUCCAUCCUCUUCCGUGCCGGCUCCGCGGUCACUGGAUGUGUUUUUCUGCCUCUGGACAAACCGCUGCUCGGUGUUUUCGUAGAAUAAACACCGGAGAGGAGGAGGAGGAGGGGGGAGGGAGGCUGAGGCACCACCACCACCACCGAGAGGAUCCACCGGAUAGGUCCGGCUCGGGACGCGUCUGAUCCGGCGGAUAACACCGGAGGACAGGAGGGGGGGGGGAGAGCACUGCGAGAUGACCGUGGAGUAACCGUGCUGGUGGGGGGGACACACGGAGCGGGACCCCGGCCCCGGGCUCUUAUCACCGCGGCUCCAGCAUCAGCCGGUGCGAUGCCUUAGCGGCUCCUGCACCAAAACUACCCGACUCCAGAUCAGCAGGGCUCUCAUCCACCAUGGACCUCUGAAUAUCUGACACGGGCACAGAUGGGAUGAAAAUGCGGCGGCACCGGGUGUUCUUGCUCUGCACGGUGGGCCUGUGCGUCAUCUCCUUCCUCCACUACUACAAGGCCCUCCACUAUGUGUCCCUGCUGCGCGAGCUCUCCGCCCCGUACCCCAACAUCAAGUCCUUCAUCAUGGUCUCCGGCUUCUUCUGGAGGGAGAAGGGCGUGGCCUCCAGCCCGAUCAGCCCCGCCUCCCCCGAAGAGGCCCCACCCUUACCGGUUAUCCGUCAGCCGGACGCAAAAGCCAGAGGCGCAUCAGGGGCUGCGGGAGGAGGAGGAGGAGGAGGAGGAGGCGGGGAAGGAGGAGGGAAGGGUCUGGGCGUUGGUGGGAUCCUGGUCGGAGGUGCUGGGAUUAUUAGCAGCGCAGGGCUGGAGAUCAGGCUGAGGGAGGAGCCGGCAGCUCCGUACCCCUGGGAGAAGCCAGAGGAGAACCAGCGGGGGGACUCUCCAGAUGAGGAGAGGGCUGAGGACCAUUUGCGACCGCAGAACCCCAAACUACAAAUUGAACCUGCUGAGCCGGACAUCCCUGAUGUCCCAUUUGCUGGAAAAGAACACAGGGUGGGGUCCCUCAGGGAUCGAUUGCCGGACUCCUUGGAAUUCUUGGGAGACAUCCACACAAAAACACACCAGCUUAAAGAGGACAAAACACCGUACUUUGCCCGAACCAAAGCCGGGGCUCUUUGCUUUAGGCAGGGGACGGAGGUGGCUACACCGAAGGAGUACUCGGGAAAGUCAGGGGGGGCUGUGGCCAACGGAGCCGGGGAAGGGGCUCGGGCUGCUGGGCAACGGAAACCUCUGGAAGUCCAGCAGCAGCCCUCCAUAGCGCCCAAAGCCAAGCCGAGGGCCAGGGGCAUCGGGAAGCGUCUGGUCAAGUGUGUGUGUCGGCCGGGCUGGCACGGACCUUACUGUGGGGUUCCCACCAUGGUGUAUCACUCCAACCUGCCAACCAAGGAGAGGCUGACGCCCAGGGAGACCCCGCGGAGGGUGAUCAACGCUAUCAAUGUGAACCACGAGUUCGACCUGCUGCACGUGCGCUUUCGCGAGCUCGCCCAGGCCGUCGAUCUGUUCCUCGUAUGUGAAUCCAACUUUACUGCCUACGGCGAGAGACGGCCGCUGAGUUUCCUGCGGCUCCUCCUCAACGGUACGUACGACUACGUGCGUCACAAGAUCCUGUACGUGUUCCUCGACCACUUCCCAGAGGGCGGGCGGCAGGACGGCUGGAUCGUGGACGACUACCUGCGAACCUUCCUGACUCAUAACGGUAUGUCCCGGGUGGUGGGGGCCAGGCCGGACGAUGUCUUUGUCAUCAACGACGCAGAUGAGAUCCCAGCUCGCGAGGGCCUCCUCUUCCUCAAGCUGUUCGAUGGCUGGACGGAACCUUUUGCGAUCCACAUGCGAAAGUCCCUGUAUGGAUUCUUCUGGAAGCAGUUCGGCUCUUUGGAGGUGGUGUCGGGCUGCACGGUGGGGAUGCUCAGUGAAGUCUACGACGGCGACGGGAUCAAACUGCGUCGCCGGGAAUACUACACCAUGCCGGGAUUCCGCAAGUACGAGAACGACACGGGCCACAUCCUGGUGCAGUGGUCGGUGGGCAGCCCCUUCCACUUCGCCGGGUGGCACUGCUCCUGGUGCUUCACGCCGGAGGGCAUCUACUUCAAGCUGGUGUCUGCGCAGAACGGAGACUUCCCGCGCUGGGGUGACUACGAGGACAAGCGAGAUCUCAGCUACAUCCAGGAUCUGAUCCGGACGGGGGGCUGGUUCGAUGGCUCCCUGCAAGAAUAUCCUCCGGUGGACCCCAAAGAGCACAUGUACGCCCCCAAGUACAUGCUGGAGCACUUUGACAGGUACCGCUACCUCCUGCAGAACCCUUACAGCAGAGUGUCGGGUCCGAGCGAGGGCUAGGAGGUCGGCUGGGUGAACACACGUGAAAUAAAGAGCAGGGCCCAGGUGGGGCCUCGGCACUGAGAUGGACGGAACGGUACUGAUGAACUACGUCUCUCCUUGGAGGGAUACUACAUGUAUCUCCACCAGGCAGCACUGAUGUUGCAGAGAUUCGAAAUCUUGAAAAAAAAAAUUGUGUGUGUGGGGGGGGGG
Molecule: messenger RNA, 2917 nt
Organism: Platichthys flesus (European flounder)
Lineage: Eukaryota; Metazoa; Chordata; Actinopteri; Pleuronectiformes; Pleuronectidae
Gene: mgat3b
Product: beta-1,4-mannosyl-glycoprotein 4-beta-N-acetylglucosaminyltransferase b
Exons: 5
Coding region: 815-2725 (636 amino acids)
Biological process (GO): protein N-linked glycosylation; N-acetylglucosamine metabolic process
Cellular component (GO): membrane
Molecular function (GO): beta-1,4-mannosylglycoprotein 4-beta-N-acetylglucosaminyltransferase activity
Source: RefSeq, a predicted model, not a curated record